AUGGAGGACGUCCCCCUCGAGUCGAGCCAACUUUCCGGGAAGGUCGUCCUGCUCCAUGGCGACCUCGAGCUGUGGAUACGCGAGGCCCGCAGCCUCCCCAACAUGGACGCCUUCUCCGAGAACCUGCGGCGGUGCUUCGCCCCCUGCCGAGCUCCGUUCGAGCGGCGCCGCCCAAAGGAGGAAGCCAGACCCCCCUCCCACGAUCGGCGCGACCGCCAUCAUAAUAUCAUCACCAGCGACCCCUACGUCACCGUCGUGGUCGCCGGCGCCACCGUGGCUCGCACCCGCGUCAUAUCCAACGCCCAGUUCCCCGUCUGGGAGGAGCACUUCGUCGUACCCCUGGCCCACAGCGCCGAAGCUAUCGGCUUUACAGUGAAGGAUAACGACGUCUUCGGCGCCCAGAUUAUAGGCACUGUCAGUAUUCCGGCGAGCAGGAUCGCUUCGGGGGAGCUCAUCGAGGACUGGUUCUCCGUGCUUGGUCCCUCCGGCAGCCCGCCCAAGCCGGACACGGCACUUAAACUUUCUCUGCGGUUCACGCCCGUGGAUCUCAAUCCCUCCUACAGGGAUGGCAAUUGCAAUGGGGUCCAGGGCACCUACUUCCCUAUGAGGAAUGGAGGAGCGGUGAAGCUCUACCAGGAUGCCCACGUCAAGGAUGGCGAACUCCCGGACAUCGAAUUGGAGAAUGGGAAGAUGUUUGAGCAUGGCAAGUGCUGGGAGGACAUCUGCCAUGCCAUACUGGAAGCUCAUCAUCUGAUUUAUCUGGUGGGUUGGUCAAUCAAUCACAAGGUGAAGCUUGUGAGGGAACCCACAAGAACAUUGCCAAAUGCCGGGCAGCUGACGCUGGGAGAGCUGCUCAAGUAUAAGUCGCAGGAGGGUGUCCGGGUGUGCUUGUUGAUCUGGGACGAUAGCACUUCUCACGACAAAUUCUUUAUCAAAACGGUAAGUGGCCUUUGUAACGUUUGGCCCUGUAAAACUCAAGGAACCCUCCUCGAAGACUGAACGAAAACAGUCUCUUGUUAGUUCUGUGCCUCUAUUUCCUUGAAGUUUGUUUCCUGUUUUGGGUGCGCUGCUGCCGUAGCUCUCCACAGUUGCAUAUUUUAUUUCCUUUUCACCCUCGGACAGAUUAACUGACCUCCUGAGUUUUGAAGCACGAUAAGGCAACCUGUGAUCAUUGUCUGAUGAAACCUGUGAGUUGCAUAUAUUAAUCUUUGAGAACUUGGUAAUCCUCCAGAGUUAAGAAUCAUCAAUCUGACUGAUUUGAGGGGUUUUGUGUUUAUGCGCUAUGUUAGCAACCUGUUUGAUGCUCCUCACUUGGAAAAAUAACUCACUUCCCGAUGAUUAACCAUAAUUGAUACUGUCAGAUGUUCCAUCUAACAACGAAGCCCAUCUUCAUCAUGACGGUGAAGAGAAAUCCCAGUUCAUCCCAUCAUUGAUUUUUUUUUCUAAGAAGGGCAUCGAUGCUCCAUUUUAGCAUGUCUACUCAUUUGACAAGUUUGUCAACCAUCUAAUUUCCCUAACUAGAUUAGUACAAUUUUAGUUAAUGUAGUUUAAUUUAAAUAUUUCUUUAUCAUCGCUGUGGUCAAUCUUCAUAUUGGUAUCUCGCUUAGGAUUUGUUGGAGAUCCCAAAGUGGAUGGGUAAAUUUCUUCUAUCUCACAGAGUGAAGAAAUAAGAUGCGACAGAAGGAGAGAAAUGCAGGGAGGCUAUGAUUAUAUGCCAUUUCAUGGCCUCGGCAAGCUAGCUGCUUACUAAGAUUUUUGUGCGAGAUUGACGACAGCAGAACAAUUAGUUAAUUCUGGGCACAAGAAUGAUAUUUCAUACCCAAUAUUACCAUCUUGUUAUCUAAAUGAGAGGAGGCGUUAUAACUCUUGUGCCACAUCACAGUGUUUGCGCAGGGGUUUUACUACCUUGCAAAAUAGCUUAAUGUUCAAGGGUCUUAGACUACUGUUGUGUGCGAAUCGUCAAUCGGAGAUAGCGCUAGUCCGUAUUAUUAACCAAUCUUUGUGAAAAGUGGUGAUUUCUUUGCUUGCUUUUCAAUGUUGAUAUCCACUCUUGAUUCGUGGGCAUUUAUAUUUGCUUUCCUUGUGAACGUUAAGUAUCCUCUAGGCUUUGUUUUUGUUGGCUAAAGACUUGAUGAUUUCAACUUCUCAUUAUUUGUUCAUUACCGUUGUCAGUGUCUAUUGAAAGACCACCUUAUGCUUCAAGAAUAUUGAAAGGUUUGAUUAAAUUUAUUUUUUCUUGUCAAAUGUUUUUUAGAAGCCUGGAAAUCAGGUGUAAGCCAGGUCAAAUUGAAAAUCCAUGAGGCUUAAAAAGAGUUUUCUUCUCUUGCAAAUGUCGCUAAAUUCUGAUGAUUCUUUUGUAAAAUUUUCGGACUUGAUAGAGUGAAUUGAAUUUAUUCUGUCCGAAUCAUCAGUAGACGCAAAAGCUUUGUGAUCCAAGGAAAAAUCUACCCGAACCCUUCCUCAAUGAAUGUGCCUUGGCAUUUUGUUGUUUGAUAUAAACCUUAGAAUUUUAGCACAUAUUGCAAGCUUGAAAAAAAUUCAUAUCUAAUAAUCCCAAGGCAGCUUAUUAUUUUCUGGUAGCGUAAUUUGAAUGCUCAAUUCUUUAUUUUUUCUCGACAUACGGAGUGAUAUUUGGUUCCUGGUACAGGAGGGAGUAAUGUCAACUCAUGAUGAAGAUGCCCGGAAUUUUUUCAAGCACUCCUCUGUCAUCUGUGUGUUGGCGCCUCGUUAUGCCAGCAGUAAGCUUAGCAUUUUCAAGCAAAAGGCAUGAUUUCUCCUCUCUUUUUUUCAGGAUUUUAUUUUUUAUCUUAUGGAAAGUUUUGCCUGUUAUAAAAAAAUUUAUGUGCUUUCUAUUUUACCUGUUAUACGUAUGACCAGUUCUUCUUACAGUGAGUAUUAAUUAAUUUUUUCCGACCUAAUUUAAAUCAUGAGAACAUCACUAUACUUAACCAUCCCUGUCAUCUGCGUCGGAACAGUCAGUCAACUCUGUCGGUUUGAACCAGUAUUUAACUCUCAGUAUCCUAAUCAAUAAUCGCUACUACGCUGCUUCUCACUCAUUUGAAUAAAAAAUGGCUAAAGUUUAGAAGUCAGUACUCUAGUGUCUGUUUAUAAUUCUUUACUUGUAAAAUGAUAUAGCACAUAGCAAUAUUUCAACAAGGAUACCAAAUAUUUCGCUAACCCCUCUUCUCCAUUAUAGCGUAGUCCCACUUCGCCAACCACUGGAGAUAGGAUUACAUGCAGUGGAAGACACAAAAGAGAUGUGAGGAAAUGAAAAAACAAAAAAAGAGGAAUCUGCGGCUGUGUGUGUGUUAUUUGUGUGGACUAUGUGUGAGGGUCUUCUGCAUCUUAUACCUAUUUAAUCGGUGAUGUUAGUAGCGUUUGACUUUAGGUUUCCUGUGUGUGUAACCAAUUACAAGAAUGCUAAGUUGAGGAACCCUUUCCAUUCUCUUGUACUUGGUUCCCCUGCAGUUCUUUCUUACGGUGAACUUUUGUUUCAUUGACUCUCCUGUCUGUUAUUUUUCUAUAUUUCUGACCUCAAAUUGAUGCAUUUUUGUCCUAAGUUCUUGUUUAUUUCUUGAAAUUAACUUGUUAGUUUAUUCUCCACGGAUUGAAACCUUGUCUUCCUCAAAAUUUUAAGCUCAUUAUCCUGUCUCUCUGCUAUUUUGCAUCUAGGUCGUGGGCACCAUAUUUUCACACCACCAGAAAUGUGUGAUUGUGGAUAGCCAAGGUUCUCAAAAUAGUAGAAAGAUUACUGCUUUCAUAGGCGGUCUUGAUCUCCGUGAUGGACGCUAUGAUACACCACAGCACAGAAUAUUUUCUGAUCUCGACACUACCUUUCUCAACGACUUCUAUAAUCCUACAUUUCCUGUAAGCAUCAUUACUCUUAACUUUUCUUGCUCAAUAAAGCUUCUAGAUCAAGGAUAGCAUUCUUAUUGGAUUGACUUUCACUUGAAAUUUUUUCUUAUCAUCUGAGGGUCAACUUAUUCAUGAAUCACAUACUUAUGGUAAUGUUUUCGAUUUUAUCACCUCUGUCGUCGAUGUAUGCGUGCAUGUAGAUAAUCUUUUCUGUAAGGUUAAGGAAAUUCCACGCUCAACUUUAUCCACAAAAAUGAUUGCCUGUGCAUUGUUAAAAGAGCCUGCUUCUUUUAGUUGGUAAAGGUGCAAGGGGCUAAUCCCAUAGCUCUUGUGUAUUUAGUUGACGUUCUCUCAAGAAACAAGAACAUUUAGGGUGUGGAAUGGGAGGAUCUUGUUCAAAGAUUAUUUUACUACCACCUCCCCUCCCCCUUGUUUACGUCCUGGAACUAAAUUGAGUGUUCCGCCAAUUACUCUGAUAUCUGACGCACAUGUAAGUCGGAGGCAUCAGUGAAAGGCAGCAUUCAAGUUAUGAAACAAAAUUUUCUCGAAUGUUAGUAUUGAAGACGAGCUAACAUGAUCAAGGAAAAUAUAGCAUGGAAUUGCUGUAAAAAUACGAGGGUAUAACAUGAAAGUUCCUCUUAAAAUAUUAGGAUCUAAACAGGGUUAUCUACAUAGAUGUCAACAGGUCAGUGCGGCUUCUGCUUGACGAGCUCAAAAAAUAAAACUUCAGACAUAAUCUUUGAGAAGUCUAGGCAACGGCUGGUCAAGCCCUGCCCAGCCCUCGUGGCCAUUUGCCCAAUGGUGGUUUCCAGUGAGACAAAUUCGGUCUGUCAUGAAAGGAGGGGGAACACGUGCCAGAUGGUGGACCUUGGGGUGAUUCCCACUGAGAGGUUGGUGACGGAUGCCUGGGGAAACCAAAGACAGAUAAUGGGGAGUGCUAGAUGGGGGGAAACAGAAGAAGGGAGGAGGGGAUGAUGGAGAGGAGGGACAGCUAAAACAAUAGAGAAUGUACUCAACAGAGGAAAUGGGAAAUAAAGGAUGAUACCAGUUAAAAGGGGACUAAUGGGUGGGAUUGUAUUUGGUGAGAGGGUGCCACCGGUUCUAAGGGUUUCUACUUGGUGAGGGGAGAGGGAAGGAUUGCCACAUGGAUGUUGGAACGCCUACAUGGCAAAGAAAAUGGACUUUGAGAUUGGGCCUAUUUCUUCAUUCCAGAUUUGAUUCUGAGAUUCAAAUCCGAAGAAACUUGUCCAAGUUAGGACAAAGUUGGUCCAUUGACACCCCUUGGCCUAUGUAAAAGGAUGAGCAACCUUAGACAUAGAAACGUUUCCCUAAAAACGAGUACCUGGGGGAUGAUCCUCGUAUGAACAAUACCAUUUUUGUUUGAUUCAGCCUCAGUCCAAGUGAGUGAACUUGGAGCUUAGAAAUAUCUUAAAUUUAGAUAAUAGGAUAUGUAAGAAACAUGCAUCUAAAAUAUAUGCGGUUAUAGGUACUUUUAUGAUAAAAUCAAUUUUAACUAUGUUGGAAUAAAGAGAAGAUAUUAAGGUUACAAUUCGUACCCGCCUUUCUCUCUUGUUUGUGUGUGUCUGUGUUUGUCUGUGUGUUUGUGUGUGCGCAGAGAGAGAGAGAGAGAAAGAGGAGACUGGGCUAUGCACUAUAAGACCUAAUAUGGCCCAAGCUUACAUAUUCUAAAUGACUCACUAACAAGCAAAGCUAGUGGUCUAUUCCGAUUUGCAUAAAAGUUUUAAGUUUGUAGAUGUAAAACGCUUCACAUUUCAGUAUGUUUGAUCACGGUAUAUGUUAUUUAACGCUACAAGUAUUCAUGCUUUUGACCUGCAUAUGUGAGGUUGAUACUUGGACGUGGCUGAGUGAAAUCUUAAAUGCCUAUUCAAACAAAACUAUUUUCUUAGCUGCUUCUGGACCGUUCUUUUUAUUUUUCUAUUUGUUUCAUUGUCUAAUACUUCGAGACCCAGUUGGUUACAGUCUAAUAUUUCUCCAUGUUAUGGUCUGCGCUAGGAAGGUUUUAAUUAAUUGCCCCUUCCAAGUAGAGAUAAAGUUGAGUUGAUCAAAGAAUAAGCAAGUAUGUCCUUUGAAAUGAUGUCCAUGGUAUACCCCAUUUUUAGUAUGCUGUACCACUCAUUAUCGUUAUCAUUGUCUAAGUUUUUCUCCUUUUACUUACUUGGGAUUGGGAUAUGAAGCAACAAGGUUCCCUUUGAUUACUGUGGUCCAUGAAAUCUAUCUGUUGAGAAACGCCUUCCAUUUUUUUCUGUAGGCAGAAAUAAAUGGCCCUAGACAACCAUGGCACGACUUACACUGCAAGGUUGAAGGACCGGCUGCGUAUGAUAUUCUUACAAACUUCGAGCAGCGGUGGCGAAAGUCAACAAAAUGGUAUGAAUUUGGUCAACGUUGGAAAAGAGAAUCUCACUAUAAUGAAGAUGCUUUAAUCAAGCUUGAACGAAUAUCAUGGAUCCUUAGCCCUUCACCGACAGUUCCGAAUAAUGAUUCUUCUCUUUGGGUUUCAAAGGAAGAUGAUCCCGAAAACUGGCAUGUCCAAGUGAGAAGAUUUUAUUCUUCACUUGUAAAUAAUGUUUUUAUUUAAAGUUUAUGAUGUCCAUGCGUUGACAUCUUCUCGAAUCCUUUUGUUCUCAGGUUUUCCGGUCAAUUGACUCUGGCUCUGUGAGGGGGUUUCCCAAAAGUGUUAAAGAGGCUGAAGAACAGGUUAAAAUCUAGAAUAGCCAUGUUACAUGAAUAUAACAUAUGCUAUUUUUUUGUGUUUCGCCCAUGAACAUUUUUGUGUUCAAGCCCUACAGAGUUAAAAAAAAAAAAACUCUUAUAAAAAAAAUAAAUUUGUUAGAGGCUGAUCAUGUCCUGUGCAGCAGAAUAAACUAGUUUUAUACUUUAUUGGAAAUCUUUCCCUACCCUUUCCGGACGGAAUUUCACGCAUUGUUUUUGUCACGCAGAAUCUUGUUUGUGGUAAGAACCUGAAGAUUGAUAAGAGCAUACAUAAAGCAUAUGUCAAGGCAAUCAGAUCAGCAAAACACUUCAUAUAUAUCGAAAAUCAGUAUUUUCUUGGUUCAUCAUAUGCUUGGCCUUCUUAUAGUAAUCCAGGUACUGUUAACCCUCCUACUUCUGUUAUCUGCAGUUUUACUUUCUAUAUUUAAAACUAACAGAACCGUCUUUAAUCGUUGUUGAUUUUUCUCCAUUUAAGUCAAUGCGCGCACAUCAUACAUGAUGAAGAACGUUGAUAUAGAGUUUCAUUGACUUUUCUGGGAAAUUGUGUCAGGUGCCGAUAACUUGAUCCCUAUGGAAUUGGCCUUAAAGAUUGUUAGUAAAAUUAGGGCCAAAGAGAGGUUUGCAGUGUAUAUCGUGAUCCCAAUGUGGCCUGAAGGGGUUCCUACUUCAACUUCUAUGCAGGAAAUUAUUUUCUGGCAGGUAUUAUAGUUUGAUCUUUUGAAUUGAAUUGAGAAUUCUUGUUUGAACGUCGAUGAUAAUGAUGAACUUAUGCUGAAGGUAUCAUAGAUUUAUUAUCAUUUAGUACGGUACGAGAUUAACGAUGAAAUAAGUUGAUAUCACGGUAAUACGGCUUGCUUGAUCCAGGUUUGGACCUGCCAAUCCGACGCCAUGCCAAUUUGACCCUUUUUUUUUUUUAUGUGACUAAUCCAUAGGAGCUCACUUCGUUAUAAUUCCAUUCAGGCAUCCAACCUUUUCUGUUCAUGGAAUGGUAGUCCUAUCAUUGACAUAAUUUUUGACAUACUGAUUUAUGACAGACCUGCAGAGAAAAAAUCAUUCAGGAACAAUUAAACUGCCUAUAUGAACUAUACACUUUGCAUCAUGCUUCACAUUUUGAAGAGACUUGUUUGAUAGUCGAUGGACAACUGCCUAUUUCGGAAUUGUUUUGCAUUCUUGAUAUGUGCUCCUGGUUGAAGAUAAAAGAGAGCAUGAACUAAUUUGUGGAUUCUUUAGCUCAAAAUAUUAAAAGAGCAUCUAAGAAAACUUCCUUGGAAAAAAGCUGAAAUAUUUCUGUCGGGUAAUUUAUGAUGCCGUUGUAGGAAUGAUCCAUCUACUGUUGGUUAACAUAUUUUUCGAAUUAUUGCUUGGUAGAUGUUUGAGAGAGCAAUAUUCAGAUGAUGAGUCGGUAGAGACUCAAACUAAUAAUGUUCAAACUGCCCACGUUUACCUAAAGUCUACGAUGAAUAAGAGUGAAAUUAUUCCAUGGAUAACUUAGUACGAUGAAAUGAUUUUACCCGGAGAUGCCCGUGGUUCACAAGAUGGGUUCGUGCCAGAUCACUUGUUUCUUGCUCAAGAAAGAACGAACUAUACGUCAAAACGUCCUUUUUUACUGAUUCUUUCGUCCGGAACCGUAGAAAUCAUUUGAAGGGGAGAAAAGAAGCGGAGAGAUACAGACCGUGCGGGGAAAGAAAGUUGUCAUUCCGGCAACAAUCGCACCCACACUCCCCAAGAACCGGAAGUUCAAGCAAGGUGAAAACUAUGGGAGUAGAGAGCCCCUCGUCCAAGGACAAAAAGACUGCACAGUAAAGACAACAGGGUAAACGGAAGAAGAAAGAACCACAUGCACCAUUAAGUUCCAUCAGAAAGAACCUUUUUUUCCUGCAGAAACGUUAGAAAGAUGUUUGAUAAACCCAUCUAUUGAUAAUGUAUCUCUUGCCUAAUCUCCAGGUUUUGCAAAUAUACACAGUCAAGCAUAUAAAACCCAAGUGCUCUGCCCUCGAUGUAGCACUAAGACUUGCACUCUAGGACUCCAAUGUUGUUGUUUCACGCGUAAUCUCAUUUACCUGCACAAUGUCGGCUUGUGGAAUCUUCUCCCUCCAUAUUACUGUGACUGUGUGCCUGAAAAAUGGGAAAAAGAUAAUUUUGAAAGUUUUCUUUCGGUAUAUUUGUGCCAAACCGGAGUUAUAUAAAACUCGAGAAUUUCAAAGUGACAAGAUCAUAGCUUUAUCAUAUACUGUUUCUAUUAUGCUUUAUUCGAUCGUUUUUUUCCUUCAGUAUCAGCAUUGGGUAAAUUUUGUGCUUCCCUUGCAGGGCCAGACUAUGCAGAUGAUGUAUAGACUCAUUGGACAGGAGCUUAAAUCCAUGAACAUUGAGGAUCAACAUCCACAGGAUUACCUUAAUUUUUACUGUCUCGGGAAUCAGGAGCCAGGAGAAACAGCGAACCAAGGUUCAGAGAAAAGUGUUGCGGUACUACUCGUCAACCUUGGUCUUUGCUAAAUUGGAUGGCAUGCCACAUAUUUUUGCACGACAGCCUGUGUGCUUAAUGCUAAACCACUGUGUCACCUGACCCAUUUCAGGGAAAGUAGCUACUGUAUCAUAUUCACACCCAAUCCCGUCUCUGUCAUUUGCUCUGAUAAAUUUCCAAAUAACUCCAGGGAUAGCAGUAUUCGAUGAUGGCUAUCAUAACAUACUGACACUCUCUUUAUGUGGAUGGCAGAGAUACUUUUGGUAAGCUCUAGGAUCAGAAAAAUGACCUUAACAGCAGCGGAUGUAGUGUUUGGAAUGGAAAGUUUGUUCUGUUGAAAAAUUCCUUAAAUGACCCCAUCAGGUUCUUCAAUUAUCAUACCUUUCCAGGGAUGACCUCCAAAAGAUUUAAUUUCUGUAUAUUCUAUGGCAAAUGACAAAUGAAUCAUCGAUUAAAGAGUGUUGAUCCAAAUAUGGCGCGGUAUUUUUUCACUUGCCGCAAUUAUAAGGUGUAAAUUUAAUCAUCUAGCUGGAGAUAACGGAGCAGGUUCUUCUUGACUACUCUUUCAGGGCUUAUGUCAGAAGAACAGGCGUUUCAUGAUUUACGUUCAUGCAAAAGGGAUGAUAGUAGAUGAUGAGUAUGUGAUCAUGGGAUCUGCAAACAUCAACCAGAGAUCCAUGGAUGGCUCCAGAGACACCGAGAUCGCCAUGGGAGCAUAUCAGCCCCACCAUACAUGGUCUCAAAAGAGUAGCCAUCCACAUGGGCAGGUCGGCACUUCUAUCCAUCUUUCCUGUAGCGAUUGUCAUUAUUUUCUUUUGCCGUUAUUAAUUAGCAUAGUUAUAUCACCUACAUAUGACGUAUUAGGGCUCCUGCAGUGUGUUUUUCUGCAUUCUUUCGGGCAAGCUUGUUGUUCUUCUGUUUCCUUCACUGUCGGGUUCUCUUACAACCUGCCUCGUCCUCCUCCUCCUCCUCCAUUACAUCAUUUUCCACGCUGACCCUUCAAUCUCUUCUGCCCCUCCUCUCUCAUCCCUGCCUCAAAAGGUCAUCUUUCUUCUUCCUCUCGUCACCCAAUCGCAUUUCCCUUCAAUUCCCAUUUAGGGUUCCGAGGGAAAAGAAGCCUCGCUGCACUUGCUCUCUGUCAUUCUACAAGGAAGAUUCAUUAUUUUAUGGCUGCAAUCGAUCCGCCCGCAGGUGUACGGGUACCGGAUGUCUCUUUGGGCAGAGCACCUGGGGGCGGUGCACGACUUCUCCAAGGAGCCCCACUCGUUGGACUGCGUCAGAAAGGUCAACGAGGUAGCAAGAAGCAACUGGGCGAACUACGCUUCGGAGGAAAUGAUCCCAUUGCAGGGGCACCUCCUUUCCUUCCCAAUCCUGGUCGACAAGGACGGAAAGGUGGAGCCCAUCCCCGGUCAGGAGGAGUUCCCAGACGUCGGCGGGAAGGUCCUGGGGGCGCCCUCUUCCCUUCCCGAUUCAUUGACCAUGUAA
Molecule: messenger RNA, 10531 nt
Organism: Spirodela intermedia
Lineage: Eukaryota; Viridiplantae; Streptophyta; Magnoliopsida; Alismatales; Araceae
Source: the annotation of a GenBank genome assembly